GUGGUUCUCUCAUGAGGAUGUGGGAAUUUGAUCGGCUGGGAGGGGUCGCGUCCGAGCAGUUCGACAUCAACGAAGAUGGACUGCAGUUCGUGUUCACGAUCCUCGGGUUUCUCUGGAUGAGCGAGGAGGAGCUUGGCUUUGACCGAUAAUCAUGACGGCGAAUGAUCAGCGAUUCAUCGAGCUUAGAUUCCUGGCUUUUCGUUCGAUAUUCUAGAACCGUCCUCAAUUUCUUAUCCGGGUUACCGCACUUUCGGACGGCAAGAAAGCGGCAUACGGUGGCGGCGCGAAGAUAAACAGUGGCACUGCCAUCUUAACUAGAAUCUGUAUGAGGGCGGCGGCGAAGUCAAGCCACUUCACCGCCAUCCUCAUGGCGUCCUCCUUCCCCGGCCUGUCGCGGCUGUCCCACGGCGGCGCAGCGGCGACGGGCGUCAACGGACUCCAGCGAGCCAACUACGGCAUCCUGUUCGACCUGCCGUUCCAGGACUUCUUGGCCGGGCAGGCGUGCGGCCGGCUCUGCCGCCAGGGGCAGCGCCAGGAAACCUUCUUCUACACGCUCUACUCGGACGACAGCAACGCCGACAAGUUGAUUCUCGAGCGCCACUCGAGACGGAACGCCACGUUUGACGUGGUGCUGAACGCGACCCGAGACUGACGCGCCUGGUUUGGGCUGGGUGGCUGUUAUCGUAGCUCAAGCUGCUGGAGAGCGGGUGUGGAUACGAAGGUCGGCCGAUACUAUGUUGCUGGUUGGGGAGAUGGACGAUUAAGGACGUGACGAUUAGGGGCCUGAUCGGUCAGUAGCUACGUG
This is a messenger RNA of Microdochium trichocladiopsis, 805 nucleotides long. RefSeq lists its product as uncharacterized. The coding region runs from base 326 to 652 and encodes 108 amino acids. The record is from RefSeq and is a predicted model, not a curated record. The transcript has 2 exons. NCBI's taxonomy places the organism in Eukaryota, Fungi, Ascomycota, Sordariomycetes, Xylariales, Microdochiaceae.